Molecule: messenger RNA, 2033 nt
Organism: Osmerus eperlanus (European smelt)
Lineage: Eukaryota; Metazoa; Chordata; Actinopteri; Osmeriformes; Osmeridae
Exons: 5
Coding region: 803-1435 (210 amino acids)
Source: RefSeq, a predicted model, not a curated record
AACCUCCAUCAGCUGAGACCAUUACGAUCGCUAAUUCAGUCCAACACAGUCUGGGGUUCCCCGAGGGAGGGUUCGGUUGGCUUAUUGUCUUUGCUGCCACCUCGUGCAAUGGCUCCAUCUUUGGAAUUCACAAUACAUUAUGACGUUCGUCUUAUGACGUAAAUAAAUUGGUUGACUGAUUCUUUCAAAACUGUAACUGUAUGGAGUGACGACAAUGGGUCGAGAGAAUGUAAACAAAUCGACCAUUGUAAAUCUCCUUGAGUAGUCUUUGCUUUAGGGUAAAGGCUCUGCGUGAAGCAAUGGUAAAUUGUACUGAUUAAACAAUUAGGCCUACAUUAAUAAAUCGGAUUCCAUUAGUAUGGUAUAGGCCUAUAUAAACCAUAAUGUGAACGUUUUUCCAUAAUGUAAGCCAACUUGGAAAUUGUACGAGAAUAAUUUAUCAAGGUAUUCAAACCCAACAAUAACUUUACUUUCUCUUCUUACGAUUGAAUAAGUUACGAUGAUCCAUGUUGAAGCGUAGGCAGCGGACAUGACCCAGACCACAAGAAAGUGCAAAGAAUAAAGUAUGCACAGCUGUGUCUCAUCUUUAAUCGCCGUUGACACAUGGAUGUGACAGAGGUUCCGCCAGAGAGGGAGCACCGGACAUCUCGACCUACUUGCUUGGUUUCUUGUCCCCUCACAAAACCGUUGCAGGAGACACGGUGUCCACAAGUCAAUAAAGGUGAAGUUUAAACACCACCACACACACACGUACACACACACACAUUACUAUGCAGUGUCUAUUUUUGUUAACUCUUUAGGGAUGAGUGCCAGGGGCGACAGUUAUGGGACCUUGUCCCAGUGGUUGAAUUCAGACGUCUUCAUCGUCUUUGUGGUGGUUCUGCUACUUCUUCUCCUGGUGCUGGCUGCUAUGUGUUGGAUUUUCAAACGCUUCAGGAAUCAAAGGGCAAUGGAAAGAUUGCAAAUCACGGAGAUAGAGAUUGUAUCAGGCGACGGAUCAGGAAAUUGCCCCCAUCCUAGAUUCACCCUGAAGAUCAAGACUGAUAAGAACCAUGCCAACCAAAUGGUGCAGAUGCUGCUGGGUCGUGGCCAACCCAUGGAGGGCUCGCCAUGUCCUUCCCCGCCGUCAACCUCAGCCCCAUCCCCCGCUGAGGGUGCUGAGAACGCUGCUAGUAACAUCCAGGGCCCUCAGGUCGGGCCUCUACCCACAGCAACACCUCCUCCCUCAACCCCCCCCAGACCACAGCCACCUGAGCGGCUGGUCACCAACCAGACUGGGGAAGAUGAAGAGGACAGUGAUACAGGGGAAGAGGAUCAGUACUACUACUCAGACCAGGACGGGAUGCCGACAAUGAUUACAUCUGAACAACGGAAGGUCACUUAUCUAAUGUCAAGAGUGCCCAAGCAGAUGUCUGCAUGGUUGAUGUUUUCCUGAGUGGUCGACUUGUCUGCAGAGAGUAUGAGUCACAGAUUCCACUGCUGCCCCCUGUGACUGCCCUCGUGCCUGAAGGGGUCUUCAGUGGUUCUGUUUACAAAACAAACCAUAACAUCGAGAGACUCUACACUACACUGAGCAGACAGCGCCAGCAGCCGCAGAUUGUAUCGUCUUACGACACACAUAUGGGCUGCAUCACACCGACAGGGUCAACGGAGCGCAGCCUUAUUAGAUUACCUGUGCAAAACACAAUGUUCCACUGCAGUCUUGGGAGGAACAGAGUCUCACCUGAAGGGCGUGAGAGAGAAACACAGGGACAGGCGAGGUCAGAUGAGAUCAGGUGAGGACAGGACAGGACGAGAGGUGAAAACAAGAACAGUAUUUCCGAGUCAUUUCAGGAAAUGACUUCGCUCCUGCAGCUUCUUCUUCCGUGCCUGCCGAGGAGCCAAUCAGACAUCCCCAAAACACUCCAAAAGAAAAGGAAGGGUGAGUCUCUUGUGACUGAGGACUGUUUUUUGAGAACCUAAUAAAAGCUCACAGAAGCCCAAACUAGGUGUUUUUCUGUGAAAUGGAAUCAGUCUUCUGAUUGAUAGGCUAU